AUGGCAGGAUGCGCUCACGGUCAACGUUCAUCGAUGCAUCCAGAAUCACAAACAAAGACUAGGCCUUAUUCUUGCUUCCAUCAUCAUCCUGACCGCUCGGAUGACAAGAAACCCAUUUCCGAUACUGGCUGGCGCGGCUCUCCUCCUAUCCCCUCAUCCGACGGCGGUGAUUCUGAGAAAGAUUGGAUGUCAAAGCCACCAUACAACUGGUUGCCAGCGCGUAGUGUAAGCGGCGAGGAGCUCUUCAAGACAAAAUAUGAGUCAUCCUGCUGGUGCGGUGCAGUGCGUUUUGCCUUUGCGGGCGACCCAUUCGAUGCGAAGUAUUGCCACUGCAGACAAUGCCAACAGCUGCACGGCGCCCCCUUUCAGUGGGCGGUCAUCUUUCCAAAGACAAGUGUUCGCAUUCUGCAGAAUACUAGUGAUGCUCUCCACUUCUUUUCUACCACGACGAAAGAUACUUGUCAUCAUGUCCCGUGCAAAGUCUCCUGCGAGAUCUGUCGGGCCCCACUUUUCGACGAGGGGAAGCGCACGGUGCUUGCAUACCCAAGUGGCUUCAAAUUUCCCCCUAUCGAAGCACGCUUGAACACUACUGACGUAAAAGAUGGCGAGGCGGUAGAAACAGGCAAAGGGCUCCACGAUCCGCAACACGAAGAUAUCCAUCCUCCAGGCCAUUACAGUGGAGUCCCUCUUGAGUUUCAACCCAGUUGCCAUAUUUUCUACGGUCAGCGCAUCAUGGAAGUGUGCGACGGAAUUCCAAAGUGGAGUGGUCAUAAGGAUGACAGCGAGCUCAUGUAG
Messenger RNA from Suillus fuscotomentosus, 795 nucleotides. Its product is annotated as Mss4-like protein. Gene Ontology annotation, molecular function: carbon-sulfur lyase activity. The transcript is spliced from 3 exons. The record is from RefSeq and is a predicted model, not a curated record. Bases 1 to 795 code for a protein of 264 amino acids. NCBI's taxonomy places the organism in Eukaryota, Fungi, Basidiomycota, Agaricomycetes, Boletales, Suillaceae.